GGGCAUUAGUAGCCAUCUGCCAGUUCUGACUUAUUUGGGUGGUUACUGUUGUCAUGCAGUUUUAAAGAAAGUGAAAUGCUGUACCUGCAAACAAAACAUUACAAUAAAUUCCACAGUUAAUCAUGAUCAAACGUAUGAUCUUAUAAAGAAUCUUGAUCGUGGUGGACUCAGGUGGCCAAAACCAUUUAUUGUAAAUAUAAUUAUGUAUAAUUAUUUAAUUGUAAAUAAGCUGUGUAGUGAAGAAUAUGAAGAUUUUUUGUUGGAACAAAAUCAGAGGAAAAUUGUUGCAAAUUUGACUUUUAAAAUUUUAGAAUUAAAAGAAAUGCUCUUUGAUGAUAUUAUUUGUGAUAAUGGUCAUACAAGUGAAAGUAUAAGCAAACUGAUAAUUUGGAUAUCAACAAAUAUCAUGCUCAAGAAUCUUUGCAAUAGGAAAAAUGACGAUAUUAAGUCCAAUAAAGAAAAAAAAAAGAAAAACUUCAGACACUUGCAAAGUAACAUUGAUGCUGUCUUUAAAAGUAAUUUUUAAAGUUCUCUCAAACUGCAUCUUUGCUAAAUAUCUACGUGUCAUCUUUGGUAUUCAUAAUGAAGAAAGGAGUGUUUUUAUCAUGAAAUGGCUCUCAGGUGUAAAAAUGCAUAGGAUAUAUCUUAGUUUAUUGAAGUUAAGAAUUGGUGCUUUGUGGACUAAAAAAUAUGUGCAAUAUCCAUUGUCACACCACCACUCUGUUCAAGAAUAUCGAUCAGUCCUGAAUGAUAAAGAAAAUGAUUAACAAAGGAAUAUCUAGAACUUGAUUGUGUGCAUGAUUUAAUUCCAAAUAUAAGUAUUGGAAUAAUUCAUCCUCCUUAUUUUCAACAAAAACUCUUCAUUUGGUAAUAUACAUUUGUGCUUAUCAGUGUGGUGUCUUGUGUAACAAAUCGUCAGUAUUAUAAAAUAGAUGGAAAGAUCUUUGAUUAUUGCAAGAGCUUUAUGUGCU
This is a messenger RNA of Stegodyphus dumicola, 971 nucleotides long. RefSeq lists its product as uncharacterized. The record is from RefSeq and is a predicted model, not a curated record. NCBI's taxonomy places the organism in Eukaryota, Metazoa, Arthropoda, Arachnida, Araneae, Eresidae.